Myotis myotis is the source of this 768-nucleotide messenger RNA. Its product is annotated as pulmonary surfactant-associated protein A-like. Gene Ontology annotation, cellular component: multivesicular body; rough endoplasmic reticulum. The transcript is spliced from 4 exons. The coding region runs from base 22 to 768 and encodes 248 amino acids. NCBI's taxonomy places the organism in Eukaryota, Metazoa, Chordata, Mammalia, Chiroptera, Vespertilionidae. The record is from RefSeq and is a predicted model, not a curated record.
GGAGCAGUUGGAGCAGAAGCCAUGUUGCUGUGCCCGUUGGCCCUCACCCUCGUCCUGCUGGUGGUCUCUGGCAUCGAGUGUGAGCUGAAGGAAGUUUGUUCUGGAAGCCCGGGCAUCCCUGGCACUCCGGGAUCCCAUGGCCUGCCAGGCAGAGAUGGGAGAGAUGGUGUCAAAGGAGACCCUGGACCUCCAGGCCCCAUGGGCCCCCCUGGAGGAAUGCCAGGCCCUCCCGGGCGUGAUGGGCUGAUCGGAGCACCUGGCAUUUCUGGUGAGCGUGGAGACAAAGGAGAACCUGGUGAGAGGGGCCCUCCAGGGCUUCCAGCUUAUCUGGAUGAGGAGCUCCAAACCACACUCCAAGACCUCAGACAUCAAAUCUUGCAGUCAAAGGGAGUCCUCAGUUUGCAGGGUUCCAUGCUGAUGGUGGGAGAGAAGGUCUUCGCCACCAAUGGGCAGACGGCCAAUUUUGAUGCCAUUAGAGAGGCAUGUAGCAGAGUUGGCGGCAGCAUUGCAGCCCCACAGAGUCCAGAAGAGAACGAGGCCAUUGCAAGCAUCGUGAAGAAGCACAACACUUACGCCUACCUGGGCCUGUCCGAGAGCCCCACCCCUGGAGUCUUCCACUACCUGGAUGACACUCCUGUAAAUUACACCAAAUGGUACCCUGGGGAGCCCAGGGGUCGGGGCAAAGAAAAGUGUGUGGAGAUGUACACAGAUGGGCAGUGGAAUGACAAGAGCUGCCAUCAAUACCGACUGACCGUCUGUGAGUUUUGA